This is a messenger RNA of Diaporthe amygdali, 1176 nucleotides long. RefSeq names its product paf acetylhydrolase family protein. NCBI's taxonomy places the organism in Eukaryota, Fungi, Ascomycota, Sordariomycetes, Diaporthales, Diaporthaceae. The record is from RefSeq and is a predicted model, not a curated record. Gene Ontology annotation, molecular function: 1-alkyl-2-acetylglycerophosphocholine esterase activity. The transcript has a single exon. Bases 1 to 1176 code for a protein of 391 amino acids.
AUGACAUCUUGGUCGUCACCAACCCGCCUCUUGAGCAAGGCCUUGCCGUUGUUCUUCGCCACCUCUGGGUUUUUAUCAUCAGCUUUGGCUGUGGAGAUCCCACCAUAUUCAGGAACAUACAAUGUCGGUGCAACUAAGCAGGUUAUUGCCAUCAAUGAACCGGACGUGUUCGCUCCCGGGAACGUUAGCACCUCUUUUCUGGUGACGCUAUUUUACCCGACAUUGAAAAAGCCUGAUAUCCCUGGAAUAACACCAUACUUGACACAAGUCACCGCAAAGCAGUUUGAGGAGUAUUUCCAGUUCCCGAACGGUACACUGGCCAACUUCACGACCCGUGUCCAAUGGGAUGCACCUUUUGCCGACAACAUACUCAAAAAUGAAGGGUCCGACUCGCCAACCUUGCUUUUCGGACCAGGACUUGGGGGCCCGCCCUGCGAAUGUUACACCCUCUUGCUCUCAGAGCUAGCUUCCAAGGGAUUCACAGUCGCUGCAUUCGACCACACAUACGAGCAACCAUACGUUCUGUACCCUAACGGCAGCGAGUACUAUGGACCACCCCUCGAGUACGCCUGGAGCACGGAGGAGGCACUGACCGCGAUCGAUCACCGCAUAAAUGACACUUUUGCUUUCAUCGAUGUGUGGCCCAAGAUAGCCAAGAAGCUCGGUUUCGCCUCUACGACGGACCGAUUCGGAACAUUCGGCCACUCCAUCGGCGGGGCGGCUGCCCUCGCGUUUGCGCAGCUGGUCGACCAGAGCUUGGUCCCCUCGGGUAUCAACCUGGAUGGGUCGUUUUGGGGUAGGCUGAAUGGCUCGGAUGCAGACGUGGCGCGUCCGUCGCUGCUGCUCGGGUUCGAAGGACACUUAGUUUCCCUCGAUACAAGUUGGAACAGGUAUAUCGACGCACAAACGGAUUGGUGGCGUGUGAUAGAGGUCAAUGGAACUCUUCAUUCGGAUUGGAGUGAUGUCACGUUCUGGAAGGAGCUGAACCCUCCGGUGCAUCCCAACACUGGCAAUAUCAACAGCGAGAGGAUGGUUAAGGUUGAGACGUCACUUGUUGCGGCGUUCUUCAACUGGACACUAUGGGGCAAGGACCAGGGUGAAUUGUUUGACGAGCCUGAUUUAUUCUACCCAGAGACGGUUCUUGUUGCGGGGGAAGAUGGAACUUCAAAAAACUGA